AUGUCUGUGAGCAGGAAGGCACAGGAGGCUCUAUAUCCUUCUAAAAAAUUGUGCUUCAGUGGUGUGCCUCUCCAGUUGUGAGCAUUGCUCUCUGGACCUUGGAACUCUAAUGAGACUUUGCUGAGGAGCUGAAGGGACCCAUCAGCCAUGGCAGACUUUGGGAGGGUGCCCUUCUCCCAGAGUGAAUUCUGUGCAGGACAGCCUGGGGACCAAGCAUCUUACCCAAUGUGCCAUCCUGGCUCUGGUGGAGAGAUCCCUCUAGGAUUUGAUCGAAUCGUCGAUGAAGUCAGCAAUGAGUUUUUUUUUUAUGGUUUAUCCCACGCACAUCAUCACGAAGAAAUGUUUUUCCCAGCAGACCUUUUCAGACAAAGUGUGCCUGACCAGCAUCUUUACAGUCAUCCUCUGGUUGCUCAUGGAGAGCUUUACCCUGGGAGUCCAAUCCCUCUCUGGCAGCAAGGCACAGUAGGACCAAUGGUUGGCUUCAGACCUUCCUUGCUACCUGACUGCAGAAACUUCUCUGUGAUGGAUUCCCACCCCUAUAGUCAUGAGAGGGAAAUCCAUGGAAGGAAAAGUGUAAAUUCAGCUUCAAACGUGGAAAGGAGCAACACAAAUCUGGAGUUUCAGAUAGGCUUUGACAAUCUGGAUGCUGCAAGUCCUGUUUUCUUAGAUAGUUAUCCAUCUGGACAAAAAAUGAGAGAAGAAAGUGGAAAUGGGGAAGCUUCUGUAACCAACACUUCCAGAAGAUGCAGCACAGGACCUAUCCAUUCCCAGGGCUCUGGACAUACCAGAGAGGCUGCAGGUUGGGCUAUCCAGCUGAUUGAAGCAGAUCAAGGAAGUAAUGAAAACACAGCUGGUUUCUGCAAUGCAGUGGAGAAAAUCAGAAAUGCUUAUCCUGCUUUUGAUUUGAAGACAAAUACUGGGAAAAUCUGGAGUAUCACAACAAGGUUCCCAGAGCAUAUCCUGGGUGGAACAAAAUUCAGAAUCAGCAUUUGGACAGAUUUUUCACCACAUCCUCUACUUCUUACACAACAUGCUGGCUGUAUCACUCGCGACUUAAUUGUGGAGAUCCUCCGUUGCACAAAUCAAUACCCAGCCCGGGAGGAGGAAUGCCUUCUGAGUGUUUCUGGGUCUGAUGAAUUCUUGCAAAACAAUUGUACUUUGGGAAGCCAUGAAAGCCUCCGCAAGGCAAGCACCUGCAUCCAGCUUCGCCUGCACCAUGCUGGUAAUUUGGAGCACAGUUUGGCUAGAACAUGUGGGGAUGACCAAAGAAGGUUCUGUGUGAAUGAGCUGUUAGAAGACACUCAUGCCUGGAGACUGAUUUGGCAGAACCUUGUCUCUGUUAUUAUGAACUACAGAGGUCAAGUGGAAUAUCUGCUGCAAAAUGAGAAUAAUGUUGAUAAUGUGACUGAGGCAGCUAAAGCCAUCUGCAGUGUCCUGUGCUUUGUGGAAACCAGAGACAUCACUGAUGCAAUCAGCAAACUCCAUGCUUUGGGGAGAGCACAGAAUUCUCUUCAAAGUGUGGAAACACCAGGCAAAGUGUUAAUAGAAGCUGCUGUGACUGAGCUCUCCAUGGCCAUCUCUCGUCUCAUCCAUGUCUACAGCAGCAGCUUUGAUGUAAAUUUCCAGCUUGCCAGCAUUCCUAGGAGCCCUCUAUGUGCAGACAUCAGCCUAAAUUCCCAGCUGAGCUUCAGUGUUUGUGCUGCCCAUAACAUCCCAGAAGCCUGGGUGACGAGCUACAACUUUUUCUCUUUUUCCUGUUUACUAACUUAUGCUGGGAAGAUAAUAUGUCAAGUGAAGAUUUGCAGAAAUACUCCAGUUAAAAAAUCCUUCGUUUUCCUGGCUGACUGGAAUGAGAAGGUCAACUUCCCUCUACGAAUAAAGGCUCUUCCGAGGGAAACUAUGCUGACAAUAAAACUACUGGGAUUAAACAGUACCUCUAAAAAUACAGAAGUUCUUGCUUGGACAUGCUUCCCAUUGUAUGCAAAAGAGAAGCUGAUCCGUGGAACCGUGCUGCUCAGCCUGGCGCCGUGCAGCACACUGCCCACAGCAGUGAUCACCCCGGGCAUCUGCAGCACUGAGGCACCAAACUCAGCCACCCUGCAGAUUGACUUCCCAGAAACUGAUUUGGAGUUCAUUAAACCUGAACCUGAAGAAAGAAGAGGUGAUUUUGUAGAGCCAACCCAAGAGUGCCUGAAGCACAUUGCAAGACUUUCACAGAAACACUCCCUCUUGCUACUCUCAGAGCAACAGAGAAGAAUCUUGUGGUUUUAUCGCUACUCCUGCAAUAACCAGAACUGCUCCCUUCCUCUGGUGCUGGGCAGUGCACCCAGCUGGGACAGAACCACUGUGUCAGAAAUGUAUGCCCUGCUGAGGGGAUGGAGGUUUUCUGACCCUCUGGAGGCACUUGGGCUGCUGACUUUCAGUUUUCCAGAUCAAAAUAUUCGUAGGGCCGCAGUCCAACAAAUGGAAAAUGUGUCAAAUGAUGAAUUGCUGGAAUACCUUCCACAGCUGGUUCAGGUGAUCAAGUUUGAGUGGAGUCUUGAAAGCCCGCUGGUGAAACUUCUGCUGAAUCGUUCCCUUCAGAGCAUCCAAGUAGCCCAUCAGCUUUACUGGCUGCUGAAGAAUGCUCAGAAUGAAGUUCAUUUCAGAAUGUGGUAUAAGAAACUCCUGGCUGCUCUCCAAUUCUGUGCUGGACAGGCCCUGAACAAUGAGUUUUCUAAGGAAGAAAAACUCAUCAGAAUUCUGGAAGACAUUGCCACAAAAGUGAAAGCUGCCAGUGACCCAAAAAGAAAGGAGGUGUUGAAGGUGGAGCUCAGCAGACUCCAGCAGUUCUUCCAGGAGGUGAAGCUCUGCCGGCUCCCCCUGAACCCUGCGCUCCUUGUGCAAGGCAUAGAGGCAGAUUCAUGUUCUUAUUUCACAUCCAAUGCCUUUCCAUUAAAAAUCUCUUUCAUCAAUGCGAAUGCUCCAAGUGGAAACAUCAAUGUUAUUUUUAAGAUAGGUGAUGAUCUACGUCAAGAUAUGUUGGUUCUGCAAAUUAUUCGCCUGAUGGACAGGAUUUGGCUCCAAGAGGGACUAGAUAUGCAAAUGAUCAUUUACAGGUGUUUAUCUACAGGGAAAGGACAAGGUCUGGUACAGAUGGUGCCAGAUGCUACCACACUAGCGAAGAUCCACAGGGAGUCUGGGCUGAUAGGACCACUGAAAGAAAACACAAUUAAAAAAUGGUUUCACCAUCACCAUCCUCUGGAAUCAAGUUACCAAGAGGCCAUAAGGAAUUUCUUUUAUUCCUGUGCUGGUUGGUGUGUUGUUACCUUCAUCCUGGGAGUCUGUGAUCGACACAGUGACAACAUAAUGCUGACAAAAGCUGGACACAUGUUCCACAUAGAUUUUGGAAGAUUUUUGGGUCAUGCACAGAUGUUUGGAAGCAUAAGAAGGGACCGAGCUCCCUUCAUCUUCACAUCAGAGAUGGAGUAUUUCAUAACAGAGGGGGGAAAAAACCCACGGCGUUUUCAGGAGUUUGUGGAGCUUUGUUGUCGAGCUUAUAAUAUAGUCAGGAAACACAGCCAGCUACUCCUGAACCUGCUAGAGAUGAUGCUGCAUGCAGGAUUGCCUGAGCUGAACAGCAUCCAGGAUCUGAAAUAUGUGUAUGAUAACCUCCGUCCUCAGGACUCAGAUCUCCAAGCUACAAGCUACUUUACAAGGAAAAUAAAGGAAAGUUUGGAGUGCUUUCCUGUUAAACUCAAUAACUUGAUCCACACGCUUGUGCAGAUGUCAGUGGGGAGCUCUGCAAAGCCUCCAGCUCCAGACACUGUCCCCCAGGAAUGGAUGGUGCUGGACACAGAGAGGUCAAUCGCCAGGGCCACCAUUCUGGGAUUCAGCAGAAAGCCUGACUCCGUAUACCUCAUCCAGGUGGUGCAAACCUGCAAUGUGGUCACCUUUGUGGAAAAAUCAUUCCAUCAGUUCUCAAAACUUCACAGUCAUCUCCAGAAGCAAUUCCCAUCUCAUGCCCUCCCAGAAUUUCCCCACUCAUGGCAUUUACCUUUUACGGAUCUUGAACAUAAGAGAGUGAAGGAUUUGAACCUCUAUCUGAAGCAGCUAUUAAGUGGCUCCAGGAAACUGGCUAAUAAUGAGCUUGUACUCAGCUUCUUCCUCAACUGGUCCAAAAAUACCUUGGCAGAACAUUCAUCAUCUCUGACCUUAGGUCCUCAGUCAGCUGGUCACAAGCCUGGAGUACAACUGGUCAUAUCCUAUGAGAACACCCGCCUGACAAUAAUGCUGAAACACAUGAGGAACCUCCACCUCCCAGAUGGCUCUGCCCCAAGUGCACAUGCUGAAUUUUAUCUUCUGCCAGACCCUUGCGAGGUCAGUCGAAGGAAAACAAGAACAGCUCCAAAAGGUUCUGACCCUACUUACAAUGAACUUAUUGUCUAUGACAGAGUUGCAGAGCUCCAAGGCCGUGUACUGAAGCUUGUUGUGAAAAGCAAAGGAACAUUUGUGGGAGCUGUUAACAUUCAACUGAGCAGUGUCCAGUUAAAUGAAGAAAAGUGGUACCCACUGGGAAACAGUGUAAUUUAAAUGUUCUCCAAGAUGAUUCAAUUAUUUGCCCACUAAUGUUUGUCUGUCCCAUUUCCCACGGUACGUUUUGACUCAGUUGCCCUUGAG
This is a messenger RNA of Lonchura striata (white-rumped munia), 4659 nucleotides long. RefSeq names its product phosphatidylinositol-4-phosphate 3-kinase catalytic subunit type 2 gamma (gene PIK3C2G). NCBI's taxonomy places the organism in Eukaryota, Metazoa, Chordata, Aves, Passeriformes, Estrildidae. The record is from RefSeq and is a predicted model, not a curated record. Gene Ontology annotation, molecular function: 1-phosphatidylinositol-3-kinase activity; 1-phosphatidylinositol-4-phosphate 3-kinase activity; phosphatidylinositol binding. Gene Ontology annotation, biological process: phosphatidylinositol 3-kinase/protein kinase B signal transduction; phosphatidylinositol-mediated signaling; cell migration. Gene Ontology annotation, cellular component: cytoplasm; plasma membrane; phosphatidylinositol 3-kinase complex.